Messenger RNA from Globicephala melas (long-finned pilot whale), 372 nucleotides. The record is from RefSeq and is a predicted model, not a curated record. Lineage: Eukaryota; Metazoa; Chordata; Mammalia; Artiodactyla; Delphinidae.
AUGAGUAUCCUAGAAGAAGUGAAUUUUGACACACCCCCUUGUCCGAUUAUUUUUUCUCAGGCUGCGGCUAAUAAAGUGAAAGAAUUACUUGAUGAAGAGGGUAACCCUAACUUGCGUUUGCGAGUGUUUGUGCAAGGGGGAGGUUGUUCAGGUUUUCAAUAUGGAUUUACCUUUGAUGAAGACAUAGCAGAAGACGAUACUGUUGUCGAAAAAGAGGGUGUGGAAUUGUUAAUCGAUCCAAUGAGCUAUCAAUAUUUAGUGGGUGCAGAGAUUGACUACAAAGAAGAUAUUGAAGGUUCGCAAUUUGUGAUUCGUAAUCCGAACGCCGUGACAACCUGUGGCUGUGGCUCUUCAUUUAGUGUGGCCGAUUAA